Anoplopoma fimbria (sablefish) is the source of this 5257-nucleotide messenger RNA. Its product is annotated as elongation of very long chain fatty acids protein 6-like. Gene Ontology annotation, biological process: sphingolipid biosynthetic process; fatty acid elongation, monounsaturated fatty acid; fatty acid elongation, polyunsaturated fatty acid. Gene Ontology annotation, cellular component: endoplasmic reticulum; endoplasmic reticulum membrane. The coding region runs from base 196 to 1011 and encodes 271 amino acids. The record is from RefSeq and is a predicted model, not a curated record. The transcript has 4 exons. NCBI's taxonomy places the organism in Eukaryota, Metazoa, Chordata, Actinopteri, Perciformes, Anoplopomatidae. Gene Ontology annotation, molecular function: fatty acid elongase activity.
CAUCCUCCCGUCGCCCCGCACUCCAACCGGUGACAACCCAGCUAAUAUCAGCUGGAGGAGAUAAAGCGGCUGCACUCAGGCUGAAGCCCAUCAGAAGGCCGGUUCGGCGCGGUCACAUUCAUCCAACAAAACCAGCCUCCCUGCGGCCAAAUCCUGCAGAAAGUCUGCACGUCUGAGCGGAAGGAAAGGAGGAAAAUGAAAAUGAACGCGUCUGAGCUCAACUCCCCGCCGGCGGAGUACGACUUCGAGCGGCUGUUCGACGAGACACGAGCCCUGGAAUGGAUGCAGGAGAACUGGAGCAAGGCCUUCAUGUUCUGUGGCCUGUAUGCUGCGUUCGUCUUCGGUGGUCAGCACUUCAUGAGGGAACGACCGAAGCUGAACCUGAGACGCCCGUUGGUGCUGUGGUCACUCAGCCUCGCCAUCUUCAGCAUCAUCGGAGCGCUGAGGACUGGAUCCUACAUGCUGCACGUCCUCACAGCCAGCGGCUUCAGGCAGUCGGUGUGUGACAACAGUUUCUACAGCGCCCCCGUCAGCAAAUUCUGGGCCUACGCCUUCGUUCUCAGCAAGGCCCCCGAGCUCGGUGACACGGUGUUCAUCAUCCUCCGGAAGCAGCGCCUCAUCUUCCUGCACUGGUACCACCACAUCACCGUGCUGCUCUACUCCUGGUACUCCUACAAGGACCAGGUGGCGGGCGGCGGCUGGUUCAUGACCAUGAACUACGUGGUCCAUUCCCUCAUGUACACGUACUACGCCGCCCGGGCCGCCGGCAUGCGGGUUCCCCGUCCCUGCGCCAUGAUCAUCACGGCCACGCAGAUCCUGCAGAUGGUGAUGGGCCUGACGGUGCUGGGUCUGGUGUACCGCUGGAUGCACGAGGUGCACUGCCCGUCCAACAUGGACAACAUCGCGUGGGGAACCCUCAUGUACCUCAGCUACCUGGUCCUGUUCGCCGUGUUCUUCUACAGAUCCUACCUCCAAGGCUCCUCUGGGGACAAAGGCUCCAAGGCAGAGUAGCAAGUCUUGUUUUAUUGAAGUGUGCCAUAUGUAGAAAAUGACCAAACGGCGAAGGGGGAGGGGCCAUGAAUGUGUGAGCCACAACUGGCUAACUGGUUGAUGGUCUCAUCAUUUUGACUUUUUAUAGGCAUCUGUAGCUCGACACAGUGAUACGUUUAUGGAUUUAGAGUGGGAGGAAAGAGGAGACCAGUUCAGACCGAGCACAGUUUAUUACUGUAGUACUGUUUGGUUUGUUUCAUUUAAAGGCACAGUGUGUACGGGGGUCUGUUAGCAGAAUAUAUUAUACAUAAAUAUGUUUUCAUUAGUGUAUAUUAACCUGAAACUAGGAGUUGUUGUGUUAUACAAAGGGAUUAGGAGGCGGAGUCCGCCAUGUUGAACCACUAUGUUUUCUACGGUAGCCCAGAAAAGACAAACCUAACACUGUCUCUAGAGAGACUUUCAAUUUUUGAGUUAAGGAGUGAGCCAAGGGAUUUUUAGCUGGUUGCAAUCUGCAACUAAACCACUAGAUGCCACCAAAUCCUACACACUGUGCCUUUAAGCAGGGGAAUUGAGGAAUAACAUGUUUGUGUUUGACUAACGUAGUCCUCACUGCAUUUAUAUAAUCGCCUCUGUGACUUUGACUCUUGACCAGUGAAAAUAUAUAUAAAUAUAUAUGAGGGCCAAAUGUUUGUUUGUUGUCAUGAAAAAGUGAUCAUCCUUAAAAGCUCUGAAGUAGAAAAAAGAAUGGAUUUAAUGGACUUAUGGAUCUAAAAUUGUUAAAGGAAUAGUUCAACAUGUUGGGAAAAGAAAGAUCAGUGCUUUAAGUAUUGAUCUUGAGCCAGGCUGGUUUAGCUUAGCAUAAAGACUUGAAGCAGGGGGAAACAUCCCGCAUGAUUUAUUCUAAAGUGAAAAAAAACUUCUCUAACAGAACUUCAAUAUUUCUACAAUCAAAGUUGUCUUUUGAAUAUUUCUGUUCAUGUGUGACUGAAAAAAAACUACAUAAAACAUGUUAAUUAAUGAGCGGCGCUAGCUGUUUCCCCCCACUUCCAGUCUUUAUGCUAAGCUAACAAUAAGUGUAAUUACCCAAAGUGUUUUUUUUAGCCCUAGCACAAGUGUGACCUUCAGGACAGUGAGUUUAGGAAUAACAGAAGGGAACAAAGACUUCACAAUGCACUGAAUGAAAGAAGGUUGUUUCUAAUAUUUAGUUCUCACAUAUUAUACGCAGCAUUUUAAAUAUGUACGCCUGAAACCUCAUAAACUACAAAGCAUCCUUUUUCUUUCCUUUGAGUAUGGUGACAGUUAACUGACACACUCUUUAAAUAGAGGAACACUGACGAUCAAUUAAUCUCCAUGUUUGCUUUCACCACUGGAGCACAGACGAUAAAAUCUGAACACAUUCCUCAGCCGACAGCCGUCCAUGAGAAAACCACUUCCAGGAAGUUGGUUGUGUAACACGUUGUUUUAAAGCUAACGUCAUCAUGCCCCUUGUCCUUUCUGGGGUUUUUUGUUAUAAGAGACAAAAAAAAGUAUGUUUACACUCCGUCACUGUGCACAUUUUGCCUUCUGCUUCUCAUCUGAUAACUUACACUGAACGGCACCCCGUCUGCUUCUACCCCCCCUUCAUGAUGAGGAGGGAUUUAGUUUCAGUUGUUUAAAACCAGCAGCAGACGUAGAAAACUCUGCUUGUACAAAGACACGAUGCGUCAGAGGGUUUGUGUCGGAUUUGUUUAGGCGUGGAUCUGUUUUAUGAAUCUUAGCUGUUGUAAAACUGACUUCCACUCCCACUGACAAACCACAAAUCACCUGUCUGCUCCUGCUGAAGUACUAGUCCUUCUGUUUGCUGUAGAAAAGAGGCUUAGUUUCUAUGAUUCUUCUCCAACCUUUUUUCACAGGACUGAUAAAUAAUAAUCACAUGUAUCUGUAGUAAUGUUCCUGUCAUUAUCAAACACUAGAAACUAGUAGGAAGUAGUUAAUUAUUUAGUUUGAAUACUUUAAAAGGAAUACUUCACCCACAAAAUGACCGUUUUAUAACAGUUGCUGACCUUAAAUUCUUGAAGAACACUUUGUUUUUCUCUCACGCCUCAACGGUGAACAGAGAAUCAAAAUACAGAGAAAAGUCUUAAUGCAUUCACCGUGGAGGCAGGAGAGAAAAACAACGAAUUCAAGGUAAAACGGGGUGAGUAACUGACGUACAAAUGGUCAAUUAAAACAGACUUUAAGAUGAAGGAUAAUACAUUAAAAAAAAACCACAAACACAGUUGAAUAAAUAUUAUGCUUCCAAUCUCAAGAAUUGAACAUUGAAUUAAAGAGUAACUUUAAACAAAAUUGAGUUAAUCGAUUACAUGUAUGAUAACUUAUUUUUACCCCUAAAGGAAUUGAUUCUUGUCCAAAAAUCUGACAAGACAAAUCUGUGAAAAUGGGACAAUGACUUGGUCUCCACACUGCCGAAUUACAAGGCAAAGACAGUUUAAAUCAUGUCAUCUGGAAGUCAGUGGUUGUUUUGAAACUGUAAGCAGUUCAACCAAAAAGAUGUGCAUUUGAAAGAUAUAAAAGGAUUUAAAGCCCCCGAAGAGAAUCCAGUAUUUCACCUGGAAUAAACGCUAAAAGUAGAGAAAAUGACAUGAUUUUAUGUAACAGGAAAUAUUACCUUCUUAGCCCUUUAUUUCUCCUUUAAACCCUCUUAUUUAUCUUAAUUCUGGAAACCGCUGAUUUUAGUAUGAACUCACAUUCUUCUUUUUCAAAUAUAAGUAUCUGAUAUCAUAUAUAAUAUACACACACACAUUGUCACAACUUCUGUUUUGUCGCCCUUUUUACUUUUAUGUAAUCAAACUCCUUCUCUACUCGUACGCAGCUUUUCUCCCGUCUUUCCUUGUGCGCUGUAAUCCAGACUAUUUGAAAACACCCAACCAAACAUACUGUAGAUCCCCAUGCUGUGCAGCACAUGAUUUGGUAAAUACUGAACUAUAAUUAGAUUUAAAUUGUACUUAUUAGAUAAAAAUGUGGGCUUUAAAAAACUUUAGAUUAAACAGAAUAAAACAGGGCUGCUGUGAUCAUUUGCGUUCCAUCAAUGAGUUGCUAAGAAGGACGAUACAAGAUGACGUGUCCGUUUGUAAAUAAUGAGAAUCUAUUUAUUUUCGAUAUUUUUCUCCAUCAGAUCUGAAGUUCACCUGGUAGACGUUAGAGUACUUUUAUUAGGAUUUACUUCCUCUUCUUUUCCCCUCUUAUCAUCCGUUUGUACAUUUUUCUCACAUCUGCUGAAGAAACUCAUCACGACACCGUUUCUGCCUCUUAAAUGUUUAGAGAUGAAGGAUUAGACAUUAACACGUGGAAAGGAGCGUUUUUAAUUAGAGUUAUGUGUAAUUUCAUGCCGUCCUUUUUUUUUUCCUCUGUGUUUUAUUUCCUCUUAGUUGUCGUCGUAGCUGAUUAAAAUAUGGAGGGGGGAUUUUGGCUUGAGCAUAUGAAGUAAAGACGAUUGUUCUGCCGUUAAAUUUAACCACUAUUACCGUCCGUUUGAUGUGGAGGAGCUGACGUUCACAUGCUGCCAGGGUGGCUUUAAAAAAGGGACUUUUUGUUUUCAGUUUUCCUGCUCGAACUUCAAGUUGUGACCUCAGCACUUCUUACUUUACUCUGUGAUUCGCUCAUGUAGCGUCAGGUUUUUUUUCUGUAAAUCAGCAGCACGUUGGGAUCUUCAAAUGUAUUUUCAUGAUUUCAUGAUGUCCUUUGUUUGCCUGGAGAAAGUAAAUGUUUGCCGUAGUUUAAAUCUGCGCAGAUUUAACGUGCAAAUAUUUAAUUUCUCCGGUCAGAAAGUGGAAUUUAUGAAAUCACAAAAACACCUUUUUGAAGAUGCGACCUGCAAUCAUGGAGUCCUGUAUGAAGUGCUGACUCCACAAAUGGGGCUCUGAAUUAUUUUUACCACCAACAUGAAGUUUCAGUACUUCUCACUACUAUUAAACAUGUAGUUUUACUGUUAAACAGCUGUUGGACCAAGUAGAGGAGGAACCAUGUGAAGUGUUUUGUAACGUCAGCAAUGAUUCCUGGUCAGAAACACCUUUUAAAACUUGAAAUGAUUUUGGGGUUCAUGUGUGUUUGUGCCAAACGAUGCUUCUGUUAUUUGGUUCUGGAUCGAUGUGACGUGUUGGUCUGUGAAUUAAAGGUUCAGAAAGUUUCCUCUACUGUCGACUGCAAACGAAGGAGAAAAAUAACAGUUUAAGGGCUUUUGAUGUUGAAAUGUUGUUUCAAUAAAUACGUCACAAUAACGGUUUUAAAA